Plutella xylostella (diamondback moth) is the source of this 807-nucleotide messenger RNA. Its product is annotated as protein lethal(2)essential for life. The record is from RefSeq and is a predicted model, not a curated record. Gene Ontology annotation, cellular component: cytoplasm; nucleus. NCBI's taxonomy places the organism in Eukaryota, Metazoa, Arthropoda, Insecta, Lepidoptera, Plutellidae. Gene Ontology annotation, biological process: response to heat; protein refolding.
GUGCAUACAGUAUAUUUCAAGAAACCAAUCUCAGUGCAAACUGCGCAACAAAACAAGUGAUAAAAUGUCGGUGCUCCCUUACUACGACUUCGAUAGGAUGAUGCAGAGAAUGGAGCGGGAGUUCUUUAAUUCGCCAUUUCAUCAGCUCUUCCCUCGGGAUCUGUACCGGCCGAUGGGUGACUUCUUCAAGCCAUGGGACAACGUCUUCAGACCUUGGGAAGACAUCAUGAAGCCACUCGACCACGCGUUCAGCCACCUCGCCUUGCAAGACGCCGGUUCCUCCAUAACAGCUGAUGAUGAGAAAUUCCAAGUCAACGUCGACGUCCAGCAUUUCGCCCCUGAAGAAGUGCAGGUGAAAGUGAAAGACAGAGAAGUGAUGAUUGAGGGACGGCACGAGGAGAAAAGAGAUGACCACGGAUACAUUUCCAGGCAGUUUAUUCGAAGGUAUACGUUGCCUGAAGGGUGCUUGCCGGAUACUGUGGUGUCUCGACUGUCUUCAGAUGGGGUGUUGACGGUCACGGCUCCAAAAGUGCUUCCACUGCCGUCAGCUGGUGAGAGGAUCAUCCCGAUAACUCAUACCGGGCCGGUGCAGAAGCGGAUCGGUCAGGGUGCUACGGUCCAUGAAGUGAAGUAAAUGCCAAAGAAGAAUGCCAUAUUUAACCGUUAUUCUGUGCCUAUAUAGACUUGAUUUCUAUCUCAUGUGCAGUGGAAUCAAUGUGCUGAAUGUAUUAUUUUUGUAAGACUGAUUUUGUUUGUAAACUUUCGUUUGUUUUAGGAUUAAUAAACUUGUAAUUAAUUUUUUACUAA